Molecule: messenger RNA, 2010 nt
Organism: Trypanosoma cruzi
Lineage: Eukaryota; Euglenozoa; Kinetoplastea; Trypanosomatida; Trypanosomatidae
Exons: 1
Coding region: 1-2010 (669 amino acids)
Source: RefSeq, a predicted model, not a curated record
AUGGAGCCUCUCAUUCCGCUUAACUUUUUGUUAUUUUCUCUUUUUUUUUUUUUUCACUGUUUUUCCGAUUUAUUUAAGGGGGGAAGGGGCUCUCAGCAGCAGGAGGGAAAAGGGGGAAAAGAAAAUUGCAUGAUGAAGCGUCAACUGCCGCUUUUUCUGCAGCCGCGCCGGCCAAGCUCUGCCCGCAUUCAGCUCUUGACGUAUCCCAUGGCGUUUGCUCAGCCACAAGCCACAGUCCCGCUGCUGCGUGCGGGCACUGACGCAACAGAUGGCGAAAAGAGUGCCCCGUCAUCAUCGACAACAUCAAAGCGCGUGACAACGAGUCUUCACGUGAGGCUGCGGGACGUGACGAAGGAGUUUCAUUGCCCUCAAAGCGAUGGGAAAGCCAUCGUGAACCCACGCCGCUGGGUGCGUGAUCCGGACGAGCUUUGUGUGGCGUCUCUUCGACGGAGCAAAAACAUAAAUAGGAUAAACACGUACGUGGCAACGUACAAGUUUGACGACCCGCAGUGGGCACCAUUGCUCUUGCCGCGGGUGAGAUUGCGGCCACGAAAACACCCUGUGAGGGACAGUACAAAUGAGAUGUCUGAGGCUGCCGCUUCCUCCACACCACCCAAUGUGCCACCGACGUCAAGCGGUUCCUCGUCUUCAUUGUUGGAUGAUAAAAAUGAUGGUGGCAGUCGUGUCGUGAUCGACCACAACAAACUUCUCACGUUGGAGUGCAUGUCAAGGCACGUGAACUUUUCUCUACGACACAUCGUGCAAAAGGGCCACGCUGUCUACCUUUUACAUCAUGCCCAGCACAGCAUCCUUCGACCAAAGGGAAUUAUAGAGCAGUCAUUUGUGACGUGCUCGUUUGGUAUUCGAGGAGAACGGCUACGCACGGAAAUUGUGCAUUUCGGUCCGCUUGACGCCAUGGACGUUCUCGAGAUCGAAGAGGGGCCGCCCGGACACACACGGUGCAUCUUUAACUUUCAGAAAUUAGACAUUCCGCGUGGUGUCAUCGCCGUCUCACAGGUGGAGGGAUACGGCACGUGGUUUCAGCGGAAACCGAUGCUCUGGCAGCGUUCACGCCGUAUCGGUGCCCUGCAAAGUCAACUCGGUGCCUUCACGUAUGAUCUCCUCGCACCACAUGAGGUGGGCAAAGAGCGUGAGUGUGAGGUUUCUCUGCUCGCGCCGCAUAUGCGAUUCUUUGGUAAUGGCACUGGCGGCUCGGAAGCUGUUGGCAUCAUUGCUUCCUCGCAGGUGGCACAGCAGGACCGACUUUAUUUGGGUGAAUUUGAGGCCCCCGCAAUGACAGCACUCGAUGCGGUGCAACAACUCGCGCAUGCAUCUGCCCUGCGCUGCCGGCUUGUGAGGCCGCUGCGAAGUAACAUGGACGGGUGUGACGACAGAAGCGGUGAAAGUGAGGGGAAAGACGACGAUGAUGUGCUGGAGAAAUUAGUGCCUUUGAGUUGGGCCACGCGCACACCACCGCCGUAUGUGCCGCUGGAGGCGGACUUGCCAUUUAAACUGCAGAUGUCCAAACCGGCCGUAUUUGGGAGCGAGGCGCAGCCGGAGCAGCAGCACGGCGUGUAUCCGACGGGUGCGACGGUCGGCUCGCCCUUUGUUCGCGGGGCCCCGAUCAUGUUGUUUGAGUACAACCUCCAUCAGGGCGUUGAUCACUAUGUCUUUGACAACGCCCCGAGUGCGAGGCCAAUGAAAUGGUGGUCGCAGAAGAGCAACCUGCCAUACAGCGGGUACAUGUUUUUUGCGCGCAGUGGGCUGAUUGACCGCCUAUCGCCAUCGGAGGAGAUCCCGAGCCCGGUCGAACAAACAUCGCGACGCAAGCCACUUCAUAAAAUUGUCCCGCCAACAAAGAGAGUGCAACGCCGCGUGAGUCAGUACAAAAAACGUCUUUGGGAAGAGGCGGAGAGGGGAAAGGCGACACGCGAGGAAUCCACAGGAGUGGCGGGUGCUGCUGUCGCCAGGAACGGCGGUCCAAGUGGCACUGGAGAGGGAAACCAUUAG